This is a messenger RNA of Lolium rigidum, 411 nucleotides long. RefSeq names its product hydroxycinnamoyl-CoA:5-hydroxyanthranilate N-hydroxycinnamoyltransferase HHT4-like. Lineage: Eukaryota; Viridiplantae; Streptophyta; Magnoliopsida; Poales; Poaceae. Gene Ontology annotation, molecular function: acyltransferase activity, transferring groups other than amino-acyl groups. The coding region runs from base 1 to 411 and encodes 136 amino acids. The record is from RefSeq and is a predicted model, not a curated record. The transcript has a single exon.
AUGGCGGCGGCGAUCACGGUGAGGCGGUCGACCAUGGUGCGCCCGGCGGCGGAGCGGCCGCGGGAGAGGCUCUGGAACUCCAACCUCGACCUCGUGGUCCCGCGCUUCCACACGCCCAGCGUCUACUUCUACCGCCGCCCCGACUCCGGCGCCGACGCCGGAGACGGCUCCUUCUUCGACGCUGACCGGAUGCGGCGCGCGCUGGCGGACGCGCUCGUGCCCUUCUACCCGAUGGCGGGGCGGCUGGUGCGGGACGAGGACGGCAGGGUCGAGAUCGGGACGAGGAGAAGGGGGCGUGCAGGAGUUGAUUGCUUUUUUUUGGUUCUUUUUAGGGUUCUAGAUGCAAAGUUUGGAAACUGGGUUGUAUUUUUUCAUUUGGGUCCUGUAAUAACAAUGAUUUAUAAUAACUGA